GCGUGUGGCGAUUGUCGCGAUGGGAGAGCCAACAGAGGAGUACAAGGCCCGGAUCCAGGAGCUCCUCCUGGCUGAGAAGGUUGAAGCCCGAAGAAGAGAAAAGAGGCGGAAAAGUGACGAGGCCGCUCCCAAGCGUGCGCGACGUGGCGGCUGGGAUUCUCAGACUCAGGAGCCGGAGAACGGCACGGAGAAACCUGCUAGUGGAGAAGUUGCCGAGCCAGCGCCGGAGGAGUCCGAGGCCAAUGCCAAGGAGGGGGAAGAGGCCACCGAGGCAAAGCCGGAGGAGGAAGAGGAGAAGAUUCAGCUGACCGAGGAAGAGAAGGCAAAGUGGUUCCGCACCUUGGAGCCUCCAGAUCUGUCCUCCAGCACGCUUGCUAAGUGUUUCGCGGACUAUAGCAUCCCGGCCGACGACGAGGGCUUCGACGAAGUCCGGUAUGUUUGGCAGCAAAAGGACGAGUGCCAGAAGAUCAUCAGCGAGUGGGUCCUCGACCACAAGAAGACAAUGCGAAUCGAGGACCUAAACCCAUCGACCUGGUUCAGGGAGCGCCUCGACCGAUGGCAGCAUCAGUACCAGGAGUGGAAGCGGAAGCAGAGCGAGAUCCGGGAGGCCGUUCGGAAAGGCGAGUUCCGAAAGAGGCCCCGCAAGGAGGUAUCUGCAGAUCCAGGCAAUGAUGCUGAAAUGAAAGAAGGUGACGAGGGCGGCGCCCCUGAGGGCCAAGCGGAGGUGAAUGACGAGGACUUGGAUGUCUUCGGCGUCGAAAAUGUCAUGGACAUCGGCGAUGGUCGGCCACUUUUCCUCAGCUUCGUGUAUGAGGACUGGGUCCUCCUCACCCUUAGAUACGAGCUGCAUCUGCUGGUGCAUGCCUUUAGGCAUGACGUCGCAGAUGAAGACAGGCCGAGCUUCCACGAGCGUCACCUGGAGUUCUACUUCCACAAGUACUACAGGAGAAGCCUGCAGCUGAAGAUGUUCGGCGUGCAGACGAACGAAGAGCUGAUAGCUUUAGUAAAGGAUUCCGUCUCCAUCAGCAAGGAGACGCAGCUUCUGGAAGCGACGAUGCCUGUGGAGGAGCCGCUGGACAAGUUCCUCCGCCUUGCGGAGGAGCACCGAAGGGACAGACAGC
Symbiodinium sp. CCMP2456 is the source of this 1121-nucleotide messenger RNA. NCBI's taxonomy places the organism in Eukaryota, Dinophyceae, Suessiales, Symbiodiniaceae. The record is from the annotation of a GenBank genome assembly.